AUGUUAUCCAACUACAUAACUUUGUUGGCUACAUCAUUUACAGACCCUGGAAGACUAGCUAAAAACAGUAUCAUAGAUCACCAAGAACAUGAUGAUGAUGAUGAAAAGAAAUCAUCUGAUUCUCAUAAUAACCAUGGAACAGCAGUUCUAUCAAUCAAUGUUGUUGUUCCACAAGGUACCAGUACUGAUCAAUCAUCAUCUUCUGCUUCAGUUGAAGAAGAUGAUUAUGAAGAUGGAGUAGAGGAAGAUGUCGACGUUAGUAAUGUCAAUCACGCUACCCAUGCCUCACCACCAGGAUCAAUCACACCUUCUACAUCAACUCAAUCCAUACCUUUUCCAGACAAAACCAUUCUCAUUGGUGAUUUUCCCUAUACUGUCAAAUAUUGCGAAACAUGUUUAAUUUAUCGACCACCAAGAUCUUCACAUUGCAGCCUUUGUAAUGCAUGCAUUAGCAGGUUUGAUCACCAUUGUCCGUGGGUUGGCAAUUGUGUCGGUCAAAACAACUACAAAUACUUUUUCUACUUUAUCGCCAGCGUCGCACUCAAUAUUUUAAUUGUACUCAUAACAACUAUAUACCAUCUAGACAUUAUUUAUAAAAAUACAACUAUAUAUCCAGACAACAAUAAUAAUAAUAAUAAUAAUAACUCAACCGACAAUAAUAAUAAUAAUAAUUCAACCGAUAAUAAUAAUAAUUCCUCAAAUGAACAUACAGCAGAAUCAAAGUUUUGGAAAGUUGUAUCAAGUCAUCCAGUUCACAUCUUUUUAAUUAUUUUUAGUUUCUUGAUGGCACUUCCUGUUCUCUCAUUACUUUAUUACCAUAGUAAAUUGGUAUUACUAAAUGAAACAACAAGAGAAGAUACCAAAAAGAUGUUUAAACUAAAACAACAACAAACCGAAUCAUCACUACCUAUUUCAAGUUCACCUUCAACUCAAAAUUUAAUCAAUAUUAAUGAUAAUAGUAGUGAUACUAGUUUAGAUGGAAAUAAUAAUAAUAAUCAAAAUAAUCAUAUCCACGACUAUCGCCAAAAGACCAUUUAUAAUAAUCCAUUCAACUUAUCAACCAUUCACAAUAUAAAAUCAGUAUUUUGUUAA
Molecule: messenger RNA, 1092 nt
Organism: Cavenderia fasciculata
Lineage: Eukaryota; Evosea; Eumycetozoa; Acytosteliales; Cavenderiaceae
Exons: 3
Coding region: 1-1092 (363 amino acids)
Biological process (GO): peptidyl-L-cysteine S-palmitoylation; protein targeting to membrane
Cellular component (GO): Golgi apparatus; endoplasmic reticulum
Molecular function (GO): protein-cysteine S-palmitoyltransferase activity
Source: RefSeq, a predicted model, not a curated record